Molecule: messenger RNA, 645 nt
Organism: Echinostoma caproni
Lineage: Eukaryota; Metazoa; Platyhelminthes; Trematoda; Plagiorchiida; Echinostomatidae
Source: the annotation of a GenBank genome assembly
CUUCUGUUGCCUCUGGUCCACAAAAUCUGGCCGUCGUUGAUGGCACGAUUUCGUGAUCGUUUUGCAAUUGUUGUUGAAAAGGCCUUUCAGUUUCUGGUCGUUUUGUCCAAUGUGGCUCGAGAUUUCUUACGUUCCAGGGCUUCCUCAGAUAUUAUCCCCUCGUUGGUCACAUUUCUGAAGCGGGGUCUACCUGUUAGUGCCAACUCAACUGAAUCCUAUCGUCACUUGACAUCCUAUCGCGUCCAACACGAACUGUUAGCCCGACUCGGCACAUUCUGUUCGGAUCUCAACCUCGGCACAGAAUCUUUGCGUCCGGUUGUUCGACUUUGUGCGCUCUAUUUGGCCACCAAUCAACCGCCAGGAUUACGACAGGCCACCUUUCAAAGUGUCAAAGUAUUUUGGCUUCUGGACCCGGGGCUGGUUUGGUUUGAACUCCUCUCCCGACUUCCUCACCGUGAUUUGGUGGAUGUUCUCCCCUCUCCACCAAACAGUGCACGAUUUUCCCAACUUCAAGCCGUACCUCCUCGGGAGACCGUUUCGUGUAAGGACCGACCACCAGGCGCUGUUAUGGCUGCGCGAAUUCGAGACCCACAAGGUCAGGUGGCUGGAGAGAUUGCAAGAAUACGAUUUCGAUUGUACCUAUAG